AAUAAAUGUAAAGACGCGCGAAAUCUCAACGCAUUUGACAUUAACUGGCGCGCGAAGCAGACCUUUCACUUGCGCUUUUUUAAUUAAAAAAAAAAGUUUACGUCGAUUCGUUUUAGUGCGUCUGUGAAAAGACCUUUUACACUGUUCUGUACUUUUGUUAGUGUGAGUGUUUACUUUGUUCGAGGAACCCAGAAGUUACUUUUUAAUAUAAACGAUGGAGAUUGAGAGCGCAAACUGCAAGUUUCGUGUUUCUGAAUGUGAAGACAUUGAACAGUUGUCGGUCGACUAUCCCGUAAAGUGUGAGCGAAAAAUUGAUGGUUUGGAAACCCUCGUCCAAGAACUUCACAGGGUGUUCUCGAAGAGCCACGUCAAUAUACAGGAGGUCCAGAGUUUGAUGUCCGCUUACAAAUCCGAUCCAAAGCAAUGGAGGAAGUUCGCGAAGUUCGAUCGUUUUCGGUAUACCCGCAAUCUAGUGGACGCGGGUAACGGCCUGUUCAACAUAAUGAUACUAUGCUGGGGGCCCGGACAUGCCUCCGCAAUACACGACCACGCAGACUCCCAUUGCUUCAUGAAACUCCUUAGCGGCAGCUUAGAUGAAGUUAGAUACGAAUGGCCGAACAACGUCGAACCUGAAAUCGCAAAGAAGCUAAAAACAAAAUCCAACAGACGCACAUUAUCAGAGAAUGAACAAAUCACCGAAAACAGCACCAAUUUGGACGUCAACGAAAAUGACAGGUGUCAGAAAAGCUAUCAAAAUGGCCGAGAUGGCUGUCAAAAUGGACACAAUGAGGAAGAUUGCGGUUAUGAUGCACAGAGUAUGAAAGAAAUUGGUCGAACGAGAUUGGAAGUAGAUGACGUUUGUUAUAUCAACGAUGCCCAGGGUCUGCACAGGAUGGAGAACCCAUCUCACGUGGACGGAGCGGUCUCCCUCCAUCUCUACUGCCCGCCCUUCGACAGUUGUAGGGUGUUCGAUUCUCGGACAGGAAAAUCAACGGAAGUCAAAGUCACCUUCUGGUCCAUGUAUGGAAAGAAGAAUAAAAUGGUUAUAGAAACAAACCCAUCUGACGAUCAAGAUUAAAUUAAAAUGGCGGACAAGACCAGAAAGGGUGCUACAAUUUACAUUUAAGUUUAAUAUUCCGUAAAAAAUAAGACUGUAAUUAUUAAGGAAAAUAAUAAAUAAUACUAAGAUAAAAUUAUGUAACUUUGAUAACAUAGGAGUACUUUUAUAAAUAUGGAAGUGUUUGUAGUUUGUUAAUCCUACUAGUCAAAUCAGCGACUUUUUAUCAAACGUCAAAACCGCACGUAGCGUAAAAACCUAAAAUUCGCAGUACUUUUUUAGUUAACAGGGCUCUCUCCGUCACUCGUUUCAUACAAACGUAGUUACAAUUUCAUUUGAA
Messenger RNA from Maniola jurtina (meadow brown), 1397 nucleotides. RefSeq names its product cysteine dioxygenase type 1. Gene Ontology annotation, biological process: L-cysteine catabolic process. Bases 215 to 1078 code for a protein of 287 amino acids. The transcript has 8 exons. The record is from RefSeq and is a predicted model, not a curated record. NCBI's taxonomy places the organism in Eukaryota, Metazoa, Arthropoda, Insecta, Lepidoptera, Nymphalidae. Gene Ontology annotation, molecular function: cysteine dioxygenase activity; ferrous iron binding.